This is a messenger RNA of Dipodomys ordii (Ord's kangaroo rat), 1917 nucleotides long. RefSeq names its product vomeronasal type-2 receptor 116-like. Gene Ontology annotation, molecular function: G protein-coupled receptor activity. Gene Ontology annotation, cellular component: membrane. The coding region runs from base 1 to 1917 and encodes 638 amino acids. The record is from RefSeq and is a predicted model, not a curated record. The transcript is spliced from 6 exons. Gene Ontology annotation, biological process: G protein-coupled receptor signaling pathway. NCBI's taxonomy places the organism in Eukaryota, Metazoa, Chordata, Mammalia, Rodentia, Heteromyidae.
AUGCGUUGUGGGUCCAAACAUGAUUCCUCCUGGGUGCACAGGGGCCCCAUGUGCCUCAUCCACAGGGAAUGGCCUUGUGAGUGGAUUCUGCCUAGCAGUGGCAAGAUCUGUGUGCUGGAACAGGCCUUAGUCACAGCUGUGGCCAUCAGAACUCCAUUGCACCUAGAAUACCAACCAGCAGGGUCACCAAAACAGAUGAAGUUCACUUUUGGAACUUUUGAUCCUCUCAUCAGUGACCAUGGAAAGUUUGGGACUGUCUAUCAGAUGGCAGCCAAAGACUCAGAUCUAGCUCUGGCCAUGGUCUCUUUGAUGCUUCAUUUUGGCUGGACCUUGGUGAGACUGUUCAUCACUGAAGACAACUAUGGUAUGUGGUUCCUCUCAGAAUUGAGAGAAGAGAUGGGCAAGAGUAGAAUCUGUUUUGCCUUUGAGAACAUGAUCACUUACAAUGCCUUUAUAGAUUACUCAGAUGAUCUAUCGAAAGACUUGGGGAACUGUUCAUACAAUGCCACACUCCAUUGGUUGCUGAGGCACAUUUUUGACAUGACCAUGUCAGAAGAUGGUUACAACAUCUAUAAUGCUGUGUAUGCCUUGGCCUACGCCCUCCACCAGAUGUUUCUUCGUCACAUGGAAGAGCCACCAGUGCACAAUGGUCAACGAAGGGCAUUUCUCUAUUCACAGCUGCAUCCCUUUUUGAAGAAGAUCCAAUUUACCAAUCCUGUUGGAGAACAAGUGGUUUUGAAUGAGGAAAGGAAAUUGGAAGCACAGUAUGACAUUAUGAGCUUUUGGAAUUUUCCAGAAGGUCUAGAAGAAAGGGUGAAAGUUGGCAAGAUUUCUCCAUCUAGGCCACAUGGUCAACAACUGAUUUUGUUUGAAAAUCUGAUAGAGUGGCCCAUAGGAAUUACCAAGACUCCUCAGUCUGUCUGCACUGAGAGCUGUGGUCUUGGAUUCAGGAAGGCCUCUCUGGAGGGAAAUGCUACCUGUUGCUUUGACUGCAUUCGUUGCUCAGAGAAUGACAUUUCUAAUGCAACAGACAUGAAGCAGUAUGUCAGGUGUGCAGAUCAUCAGUUUGCCAACACCCAGAGAAACCGCUGCCUGAUGAAAACUGAGAGCUUCCUUGCUUAUGAAGACCCUUUGGGCAUGGCUCUGGUCUGCACGGCUCUCUGCUGCUCUGUACUAACAGCUGCUGUUCUUGGGGUGUUUAUCAAGCACCAAGACACCCCUAUUGUCAAGGCCAAUAACCGGGCCCUCAGCUACAUCCUGCUCAUCUCCCUCACCUGCUACUUCCUCUGCUCCUUGCUCUUCCUUGACUGUCCCUACACAGCCACCUGCAUCCUUCAGCACAGCACAUUCGCAGUGGUCUUCACUGUGGCUGUCUCCACGGUCCUGGCCAAGACCAUCAAUGUGGUUCUGGCAUUCACACUUACUGCUCCAAGGAGAAGCGUGAGACCGUGGCUGAUGUCCAGGGCUCCUAACCUCAUCAUCCCCAUCUUCUCCCUUAUCCAAGUGACCCUCUGUGGCCUCUGGCUGGGAAUCUCUCCUCCCUUUGUGGACACAGAUGCAAACUCUGAACAUGGCCAUGUCAUCAUUCUGUGCAACAUGGGCUCCCUCACUGCUUUCUACUGUGUCCUGGGAUACCUGGGUGCCCUGGCCCUGGCCAGCUUCAUGGCUUUUCUGGUCAGGAACCUGCCUGACACCUUCAAUGAGGACAAGUUCCUGACCUUCAGCAUGCUGGUGUUCUGCAGUGUGUUGCUCACCUUCCUGUUUGUCUACCACUGUACCAAGGGGAAGAUCAUGGUGGCCGUGGAGGUCUUCUCCAUCUUGGCCUCCAGUGGAGGCCUCCUGAGCUGUAUCUUUGUCCCCAACUGUUACAUCCUCUUGAUAAGACCUGAGAGAAAUUCCCUGCACAGGUUUAGGUAA